UUUCAAUGGGCCAUCUGCCUACCUGUGGCCGCGAGCUGUUCUUCAGCACCACACCUUCUUCAGCUCACGGGGGAAAGGAGGCCAUCACUUUAUUUUUCCUGGCCACUGUGCUUCUACACCUUCAUUGCUUUCUGUUUAGGGUUUUAGGCUGGGUUUCUGUGCAGCACUUUGAGAUAUCAGCUGAUGUAAGAAGGGCUUUAUAAAUAAAUGUGAUUUGACUUUAUCUAAUCACUUCAUAAUUAUUGGUGAGGGACUUGCUGUAUUUUGAACUAUGCAAUCUCGUAAGGAGGGACUAAUACCAUUUUUCAACCCCUCUGAAUUAAAACUACUACGGAUUUAAGAUGUCGGACUCUUUAUUGAAAUUUAUUUUGUGUACACUUCCGUUCAUUUUAGCGUUCGCACUUUUGGGAAUAAGAACAGAUGCUGCAUCUGGAGAAGGACCUAUUCUUCCUGAUGGACAGGAUCUUUAUUUCAAAACAGUUGGCAUUUCACCCAUUCUAUCAGUUCCUCAAAGCAUAGUUCAUUCACCUGUCCUCAAGGUUUCAAACAAGGACCAUGGAGCUACCCACCGGCAGAAGCGCAAUGUCCUUUUCCCCAGCGGGGUCAAACUCUGCGGGCAGGAGAGUGUGCAACAAGCCAUCGCAAAUCAUCUCAGCUACUUUCACCUUCGAGUGUGUCAGGAGACGGUGUGGGAAGCCUUCAAGAUUUUCUGGGACCGCCUCCCGAACCAGGAGGAGUACCAGACCUGGAUGAGGCGGUGCCUGGACGGCACGACCACCGCUCUGGAGAUGGGCAACAACUUCAGCCAAUCAGAGGAGCACCUGGCUCUGGUUGAGAGUAGAAUGUCAGUGACGGGGUUAAAAAGGCAAGGCAUCAUAUCCUAUUCACUUCAUUUGCCAUUGCAACCACUCUUUGAGCGUAUUCACUGGGCAAGAUCCUUGUAUUACAUGUCUCAUUCAUUUCCCCAUUGCUGUUUUCUCUACUUCUGUUCUAUCAACUGUAGUGAUGCCACCAACUCAUGGUUACAUAUGUGCAGGUAAGGUUCUGAAGGUUCUUCAACCUUACCUGGCCAUAUCACUCCUCAUCCUCUGCACCUCGACACCGUGUAUAUAUCUCUAUGGCUGCUGUGCCCAUGUCCACUCCAUGUAGAACCCCAAACAUUGUCAUGUGCUUCUUAAAUUACUCUUAAGAAAAGCUUUUUAUAAUUUGAAUUGAUGAGAUCUGUGAGUGAAACCUCUUUCUAACUGUGACUGACUGUUGUUCUUCCACAGCACCCAGACUCCAGACACA
Messenger RNA from Oncorhynchus gorbuscha (pink salmon), 1290 nucleotides. RefSeq lists its product as uncharacterized. NCBI's taxonomy places the organism in Eukaryota, Metazoa, Chordata, Actinopteri, Salmoniformes, Salmonidae. Gene Ontology annotation, biological process: visual perception. The transcript is spliced from 4 exons. Gene Ontology annotation, molecular function: hyaluronic acid binding; heparin binding. The coding region runs from base 342 to 1040 and encodes 232 amino acids. The record is from RefSeq and is a predicted model, not a curated record.